AUGAAAUUCACAUUGCUGCUUGUUGCUCUCGGUAUUCCUACUCUCGCCCAGGACGUUUCGACGCAGCUGGUUAAAAGAGCUUUCGUGGACGCAAACAUCCCCAAGGACCUGUCCAUUACCUUCAACCCAACAGCGCUGCUUGAGGUGUCGCUUCCGCAAGGUGCCCGGCCGCCCAUCGUUCUUCACGCUGGAAUAAAUGUCCCGCGCAAUGACACUGCCGGUCCCCCGAUAUUCCACGUCGCUGGAAACAUAGGCCAUGGGCCAUUCGUCGUGGCCACCGUUGACCCCGACGCGCCGACGCCCCAAGACCCCAAUGAGGCCCAGAUUCGCCACUUCCUGGGCGGAAAUUUCUUCAACCGCGCUGGCCUGCUCGUCAACACGACCCCCGCCAUAUCAGAGUUCUUGCAGCCCACCCCGCCCGCCGGGUCUGACGCCCAUCGAUAUGUCUUCCUGUUGUUCAAGCAGUCUCCUGAAUUCGCACGCCAGACACUGGUCAACUCGACAACGUCUAUCGCGUUGUUCAACAUAAGCAUGUUUGCGAAGGAAGUCGACCUUGGAAACCCGAUUGCGGGGACCUUUAUGAAGGUUGCACCAGAGCCGUCAUCGUAG
Messenger RNA from Mycena indigotica, 609 nucleotides. RefSeq lists its product as uncharacterized. The record is from RefSeq and is a predicted model, not a curated record. NCBI's taxonomy places the organism in Eukaryota, Fungi, Basidiomycota, Agaricomycetes, Agaricales, Mycenaceae. The transcript is spliced from 3 exons. The coding region runs from base 1 to 609 and encodes 202 amino acids.